GGAGGCGGUUUCUCAAAUUUGAUUUUUUUUUCCGCCUCAUUUCUUCGAUGAAGCUUUAGUGCGCCGUAGAUCAGAUGCAGAUGUUGCUUCUGAGCCGCCAAAAGUUUCCGUCUUUUCAUUUCCUUGUGGCCCAAAAUCGCGUUUUAGAUCCGAGAACAAGGUGCCAUUCCGAGUUCUCCCCUUCUCCAGUUGGAAUUUUGAAAUGGAGCUCUGAUUUGCCCUAGAUCUGCGACCACUUUGAGGGAUAGAAGAAACACUGGCAUGAUUUUUUGUUCUUAUCUUCAGUAAUGUGUUGGAUUUGACUGGUAGAACAACUGGUUUUGAGUUUUCUCAUCAAAAUUCCGUCUUUGCUUGGGCUUGGCGUUCGGCGAAGAUGGUUUUCUGGGAAGGUUAUAUCAGUGAUGAGUUGAUGGGCACAUUUGCGCCGAUUGUAGUUUAUUGGAUCUACGCGGGAAUGUAUCAGCUCUUGCCGCCUUUGGACCAGUAUCGACUGCACACGAGGGAAGAAGAGGAGCAGAAGAAUUUGGUGCCAAUGUCGUUGGUGGUCAAGGGUGUUCUGCUUCAACAGCUGGUUCAGGCCACCGUUGCGCGAGUACUGUUCUUGGUUACUGCCAAACCAGUACCAACAGGUACCUUAGUUCAACCAUCGAUUCCAGUCCAACUCGUCCAGAUCUUAGUGGCAAUGUUCGUAAUGGACACAUGGCAGUAUUUUGUGCACCGCUACAUGCACCAGAACAAGUUCUUGUACCGCCAUAUCCAUUCCCAGCAUCACAAGUUGGUUGUUCCUUAUGCAAUCGGAGCCCUUUACAACCACCCACUGGAGGGCCUUCUUCUGGACACUUUCGGUGGUGCAAUUUCAUUCUUGAUAUCAGGAAUGACUGCAAGAACAGCUGUGAUCUUCUUCUGUUUUGCUGUGAUCAAGACUGUCGAUGAUCACUGUGGGCUCUGGCUGCCUGGCAACAUCUUUCAUAUAUUCUUCCAGAACAACACUGCCUACCAUGAUAUCCAUCAUCAACUCCAAGGCCUCAAGUACAACUACUCACAGCCUUUCUUUUCAAUAUGGGACAAGCUAUUGGGUACCCACAUGCCUUACAACUUAGUUAUGUGCCGAGAUGGGGGAUUCGAGGCCAGACCACUAAAAGACUAGGAUUUUUUUGAAAUGUCAUCAGAAAACAGACCUCGACAUCUUGGAGCAGAUUGCACAGCACCAUUUCCAGAUUUAAGAUAGGAAGUGUCGGAAAUGUAUGGUCUGGUGCUAAUUGAAGGCUGUCCUAGUCUUCCAGGAGGUAGUCUGCUACUCAUUGCUAUGGCUUGCUUGUUCCUUUCUCGAGUCCCUUUUUUUUCUUUUGGCUCAGCAAUGGUUCUUUACUACUGCGGUGGAUAAGUGUAUCUUCUCUUGGAAUUUUUUUAUUUUCGUUAUGUAGAGAAGGAUGCUGCAAGUUUCCUUUAGGUGUGGUACUGAAGCUAGAUCUAUUGCUGGUGUAUGUGUCUCAGUUAUUGUGGCAUAUGACAGAAGCAUGAUUCUAAAGUUACCAAAUUUCUGAUUGUGGUGCCUUUGUUUU
Elaeis guineensis (African oil palm) is the source of this 1562-nucleotide messenger RNA. Its product is annotated as very-long-chain aldehyde decarbonylase GL1-9. Gene Ontology annotation, molecular function: oxidoreductase activity; iron ion binding. Gene Ontology annotation, biological process: lipid biosynthetic process. Lineage: Eukaryota; Viridiplantae; Streptophyta; Magnoliopsida; Arecales; Arecaceae. The record is from RefSeq and is a predicted model, not a curated record.